Messenger RNA from Naegleria gruberi, 2145 nucleotides. RefSeq lists its product as uncharacterized. The coding region runs from base 1 to 2145 and encodes 714 amino acids. The record is from RefSeq and is a predicted model, not a curated record. Gene Ontology annotation, cellular component: cytoplasm; nuclear pore; nuclear pore cytoplasmic filaments. The transcript has a single exon. Gene Ontology annotation, molecular function: inositol hexakisphosphate binding; translation initiation factor binding; phospholipid binding. NCBI's taxonomy places the organism in Eukaryota, Heterolobosea, Eutetramitea, Acrasida, Naegleriidae. Gene Ontology annotation, biological process: regulation of translational initiation; poly(A)+ mRNA export from nucleus; regulation of translational termination.
AUGAAACAACAUGUUAGAAUAUCCUUCGUCAUUGGUUUAAUAUUUGUUAUAGCAUCGUGUUUAGGAGGUUUCUUAUUGUCGGAAAUGGCUGAAUGUUCGUCUGUUCUCAUGGAUGACCAAGAAGAAAUUUUAAAAACCAACUCGGGUGAUGAAGAAAAAAACAACACGGAGAAUGACUUAUUUUCCUCUCUGCUUUUUGGAACAACAAAUGGUUGGGUCUCCAUUUUAAUGAUAUUUAUUGUUGUUGGAACAACUUCACUACUUACUAAAGGAACGGAAAUUAGUAAUCUAGUAAAUAAUUAUUUAUUAUCACGAAAGGAAAUCAACAAGGAUAGACCAAAAAAGCGAGUAAAUAUAAAUACCAAUACUUCAGAAAAUAAUAAUAAUACAAUAGAAAAAUUGAAUCAAGAUGGAGAAAAUAUUAGGAAAAAUCAGCAAUCGGAUGAGGAUUUAGAACACAUCACACCAUCCCGAGUUAUUAAACCAAUAUUGGUAAAAUCUAUCAAUCAUGUGGAAAAGAGGAAACUUGGAUCCGCUCCAUUAGAUUUAAUUUCUGAAGAACAGAAGAGAAAAGUGGACUUGGUAGCCAAUCUAUCAGAAUCACUAAAAGACUGUGAUAAUAUUAAUAUGAAUGUAAAAUUUUAUGAACCAGUAGCAGUCACUCCUACCAAUAUCUACUCUUCAGGACGGUAUGGCCUUGAUUUGGAAGACGAAGAUGACAACAUUCCACCUAUCCCUAUUGAUAUUUCCAGACCAGAGAGAAGAAUUAUUCCAGUAGAAUCGACUCUUGAAGAAUUCUCUGAAAUUUACUCCAAAAAAUCUAUACCUACAUCAAUCAAAAUUCAAACAACCCAGACACCAAUUAUUCAUCAACAGGACACUAAGAAAGCACUUGAAGAACUCCAUAUUAGAAAGCAAAAUUCUAGACAAAACAUCGAAAAGGAACUUGCAGAAAUUCUCAAACUUGUCGAAUGUGAAAAUGAAGAAAUUAGAAAGGUAGAACAAGAACGACUUGUUAAAAUUAAGGCAGAGCAAGAACGUAUCGCCAAGAUAAAAGCAGAACAAGAGAGAAUUGCUCGUGAAAAACUCGAAGAAGAAAGGAGAAAAGCUGCCGAAGAAGAAGAAAAGAAAAGACAAGCUGCCAUCGCUGCCACUGCCCCAGCUGAAAUUAACGUUUCUCCUAUCAAACCUCAACAACCAAAUAGUAUCGGUACUGCAGAAGAAACUCCAGCCGAAAAGAGUGACAUUUCCAUUGUUAAUCCAUAUUCUGGACCUAAGAAAACCCUUACCGUUCCAAACUUUACCAGACCAAAAACCUACGUUAUUGCCAAAAUUUAUGUUGACAGAAUGGAGGAAAUGUAUGCAUCGUUCCAAAAGAGAAUGGAUCCCCAACUAAAACCAGAAAUGGAUGCUGCCAAAAAGCUCAUUAACAAGACCAUUAACAGAAUAACAGAAACUAACCAGAGAGAAAUUGUAAAGGAAAUCAAUCAAAUAAUGUCCAAGCAAAAGGUCAAGAAGGAUGUAUUCUACUUUUGUUUGUACUUUUAUGCUAGAACCAUUGUGGAUCAAGCAGCAAGUCAAACUAGUGAUUUGAAGAAGGUGUUACCAUUCAUUGAGGUAACAUCUGAAUUGAUGAAUGAUUCUCCUGAAAUUUUGGAUGCUGUGAUUGGAUACAUUCAUACCAAUUGCAUCUUUACAAUUCCAUACUUCCCUUAUGAAGUUACUGAUGCUUCUGAUUUGAAGAAAAAACUUGGCUUCAAGGAAGAGGAUGGCGAAAUGGAAAGUCAAUCUCAAUACAUGAAUAGAAUGAAUGAUAUUAUUACAAUAUAUGCCAUGAUUAUUCAAAAUAAUCCACCAGGUCACAAGUAUGGUAUUGAGAAGGGUUGGGAAUGGCUAGCUGCCUUCUUGAACUCACGUCCAACAAUGUUUACAUUGGAAAUUUUAGAUUCAUUCUUGAGAAUUGCUGGUUACAAGAUGCAUCAAAUCUAUAAGGCUCAAUUUGCCAAGAUUCUAGAAUUUAUUGAAGUUCAUUUACUGGCCAAUCCACCAAAAGGUUCUGAUAAGGCCUCUCUUUCUAGAUUUUCUGAUUUAAUUGGCAAUUUUAAAAAGAGCAAACAAAUGCCAAAGCCAUCUUUCUUGGAAUAA